CCGCCCCGACUGCGGCCUCGCUUGCUCAGCUGCCCGGGCUCCCGGGCUCCCGGGCUCCCGGGACCCCCGGUGCCUCUGUUUCAUCUGUUUGCUGGGCCCGACCAUGGGCCCCCCCGCCUGCCCCACGCUGAGGUCGCCGCCGCCACCUCCUCCUCCGCCUCCGUCACCGCUGUUACUGCUGCUGCCCCUGCUGCCGCUCUGGCUGGGCCUGGCAGGGCCCGGGGCCGCGGCGGACGGCAGCGAACCGGCGACCCGGGCGGGGCGGGGAGGGGCCCGCGCCGUGCGGGUGGACGUGAGGCUGCCGCAGCAGGACGCUCUGGUCCUGGAGGGCGUCAGGAUCGGCCCCGAGGCCGAGCCGGCGCCCCCGCUGGGCGGCCGUCUGCUGCUGAUGGACAUCGUGGAUGCUGAGAAGGAGGUGCCGGUAGAAGGCUGGAUUGCAGUGGCAUACGUGGGCAAGGAGCAGGCGGCCCAGUUCCACCAGGAGAGCCAGAGCAGUGGCCCACAGGCCUAUCCCAAGGCCCUGGUCCAGCAGAUGCGGAGGGCACUCUUCCUGGGAGCCUCUGCCCUGCUCCUUCUCAUCUUGAACCACAACGUGGUCCGAGAGCUAGACAUAUCCCAGCUUCUGCUCAGGCCGGUGAUCGUCCUCCAUUAUUCUUCCAAUGUCACCAAGCUGUUGGAGGCACUGCUGCAGAGAACCCAAGCCACAGCUGAGAUCACCAGUGGAGAGUCCCUGUCAGCCAACAUUGAGUGGAAGCUGACCCUGUGGACCACUUGUGGCCUCUCCAAGGAUGGCUAUGGAGGAUGGCAGGACUUGGUGUGCCUGGGAGGCAGUCGGGCCCAGGAGCAGAAGCCCCUGCAGCAGCUGUGGAAUGCCAUCCUGCUGGUGGCCAUGCUCCUGUGCACAGGCCUCGUGGUCCAAGCCCAGCGGCAGGCAUCACGGCAGAGCCAGCGGGAACCUGGAGGCCAGGUGGACCUGCUCAAGCGCCGCGUGGUGAGAAGACUGGCAUCCCUCAAGACUCGGCGCUGCCGGUUGGGCAGGGCGGCACAGGGGCCCCCAGAGCCUGGUGCUGAGACCUGCGCCGUGUGUUUGGACUACUUCUGCAACAAGCAGUGGCUCCGGGUGCUUCCCUGUAAGCAUGAGUUUCACCGAGACUGUGUGGACCCCUGGUUGAUGCUCCAGCAGACCUGCCCACUGUGCAAAUUCAACGUCCUGGGGAACCGCUACUCAGAUGAUUAGCUGCACCAGCUGGGUCUUUGCACAUCGAGAUGAGACCCCUCCUGUCUGCAGUCUGGCCCUCAUCCUGAGCUCUUGGAACAGGACAGCGGGAUGGUCAGGACAGAAAACUCUUUGGGUGGAAGGAUAGGGGCCUCCUCUGCUGAGGAGCAAGGCACCCCACCACAUCCACUCUGGGAAGGAGGGGGUCACAGUCCGCAGGUCAAGGAUGCAGGGCCCAGACCUGCUGGGAAGUGAGGAAGAGAGACCCCUUUGGGGCCCUUUUGUAUAAUCCUGGGGUGUCUGUGUCUGCCUUCCUUGCAGGCAGCUCCCAGGACCAUGGGCAAGGGCCUGGGGAAAGAGGGUAGGGGCAGUGCAGCUGUUCCCAGGGCUCUGGGAGCUCUCUGGCCUGCCUGUCAGGACACCCAGGGGCUGAGGCUGCAGUGGCCAGUUUUGUGAUUAUUUAUUGGGGGGUGGGUUAGGGGAGGAACCGUCUGGCAUCGGGGGCACCCUGGCCUGACCAUCUUUCAGAACACAUCAUGGUCAAGGCUGGGAGAUUAAACCCAGAGGCCUACUACCCUCAGUCCUUGGGCACUAGGAGCCACAGGGUCCCACUGCCUGUCCCACUGGGCUCCCUUUCUGGCCUGAUUGAUACCAGAGGCCUUAGAAACCAUCCAGCCCUGUGCUUCUCAGUGGGACUACGGGUCACUGACCAGGAUACUGGAAGCCACAGGAUAAUGUGGUGCAUCUUCUAGGGACAUCCAUUUUUUUUUAAAAGAAGAUUUGGGGUAGGGGAGGUUUAAUAUUAAAAUAAACAUGGAUAUAUUUUAACAUAAGAAAUAAAAUUUGAGUGGGUGUUUUAAGAUAAUAAAAGCAAAUCACCCUGGGCUCUACUGCCUAUGGGAGGUAGAUUAUAAGACAGCCCCCAUGAA
Molecule: messenger RNA, 2145 nt
Organism: Molossus molossus (Pallas's mastiff bat)
Lineage: Eukaryota; Metazoa; Chordata; Mammalia; Chiroptera; Molossidae
Gene: RNF215
Product: ring finger protein 215
Exons: 9
Coding region: 104-1237 (377 amino acids)
Biological process (GO): negative regulation of canonical Wnt signaling pathway; Wnt receptor catabolic process; ubiquitin-dependent protein catabolic process
Molecular function (GO): ubiquitin protein ligase activity; frizzled binding
Source: RefSeq, a predicted model, not a curated record